AUGUCGCGCGAUAUCAGGCUGAAGGCACUGCAGAAGAUUGCUGCAUUGUCUGCCGCCAGCUCGACUACCUCUUUCGACAGAUCUGAUCUCGACAGAUUAUGCAAGGCAUGCCCCCCGCAUGGCAGAAGCUCUAAUGGCUAUUCUUCUAGUCAGACUUUCGCUAUUGGACGCGUGCCAAUGACAAUUCGCGAAUUCGAAGUCCUUCUCGCCCUCUGCAAAGCCGCCCCGUCAAUAAAAACUAGCCAAAGUGCUCAGAAGCUGGCCAAUCAGCUUGUCCCCUAUAUACUCGAAGCUCACGUUCAGGCAUUUGUUCACUCGCCGUUCUUCAAGAAAAUCGAUCCCUCUCCUACGGAGGCCUUGGCAUUUAAUGUCACCGCAGCCCUGCUGUCUCUCGGCACAAACUACGAUGCACUGGAGGAGGUAGUCUCGGACAGUCUCUGGGCGUUCAUAAAUGCUUGCAGUCAUGCUGCUGAAAACAUUGUACCUACGUCUGCGGAUCCCCCCGAAGGCCCAACUUUGGACAACGCCAUCCAGACGGCCACGAUUGCAAUCUCUUUGUUGGGUUUCCUGGAAGCUGCUGCAGCUCAGGCCGACUUCUGGCGUGCUGGAGGCAGACUAGCCUUGAUUCAAAGAGUAAAGGAACUCCUGUCUGAACCGUUUCUCAUCGCGGCUGAGACGGCCUUUUCCACGAUCCGCAAUGCGCACUCGCCAGAUCGCCACACCAAGGAGUGGAAGCGCACUCUUCGCCACUAUUCUGUCAUUGGCCGACCACUUGGAGCGAUGCUUCUGCAGAGGAGUUUCAUGUGGCUUCUUGUGGCUGCUACCUCACUUCUGACCACCGAUGCCACUACACUGAGAAGCACGCAUGUCCUUGAUGUCCACAUGUCGGGCACCAAGCAGCCCGAGCCUUCGCGUGCUGCCGAUGUUGAUAUACGAUCCCUGGACUGUUAUGCGAAUAUGGCAUUGAAUCAGAUGGAUUAUCUCGAAGCAAGUGCCGAUUUUGUGAGACUCGGAUCCGUGGGCGAGCAAGAGCUGGCUUUUGCUGUAAAAUCCGCUGCCCUGAUCAGUUAUCUCAAUUGCUCACUUAUCAACGAAGACGUCGCUGAUUCUGACAAUGUCAUGUCUUGGCUUGAGGAGGCACUCGCCGACCCGCUCCAGAUGGCUGAUGAGACCUUGGCUUCGGUCGUGCUUCGGGCAAUGGCCAUUACGUGCAGAAUCACGCCGAGCUACGCCAAUACUGUCAGUCGUCUGCUGCCACGCUUCAUUGUACAGACGGCGCCUGAUUCGAAGACUGUCGCCAUUGCGUCUAAGAGUUUGGCAUUUGUGCUUCGGAAGCUGUCACAGGAUGCCGUCAUCACAACACUCUACACCCUAGGUAAUGUUUUGAGCCCCGGCUCAGAUCGUACGAUUGCCAACAGUACAAUGAACGACUUGAGCCAGGAGGGGCCAACAUCCGUUUAUGCGGGACGGCAUUCCAUGGGAAGCAGCAUAUCUCUUCAAAUUACUGGUGAAGAAGAAACCGCGGUUGUCUGGGGCAAUGUGGUCCAAGCCGUCUGCGGCAUUGCGGCUGCAUGCAACGACCAAAAGAUAACCGCUCUCGCUCAGUCCAUGCUCCUACAGAAAAUUGACAAAAUAAGCCCUCGUGUCGAUGCUCAAAUCAUCAUUGGCGCCGCGGCACUGGCAUUGAAGGGGGGUCAACUAGAGUUCCGCUCUUUGUUGAAGAUGUACUCGAGGAUCUCCCACCUCGGAGUUUCCAGCGAUAAGGGCUUCCUCCUGGAUGCUGUCAUGAAAGCCCGGGUACACCUCUCUACCCACCUCCGACGCGGAUCGCCGUUAUAUGACAUAUAUUGGGAGCACCUCUUGGAAAGCAUCAUCUCCAUUGGUGAUGUGCACAAAUCGCAAACGAAAGAUGCCGACCUUCAACUUGCGGCACAGGAGAUUGCACAGUUACUGCGACCUCUUGCAGUCAUUAUGUCUGCAAACGAUCUCGCAUUCAAUAAUGUCACUGAUGAUGAGUCCCAUACUUUGAUUAGAGACGCAUGGUUUAACCUUGUUGUCCAUGGAUUCACCGUUCAAUCAGACCUCGGAAUACAGUACCAGGACGAGCUGCGACUCAUGGCCAUCCACUCUCCGCCACUUGUUGCUGAACAGAGAGGAGAGCAGAUCGAGAGUGACAUUGAGCUAAACACUGUGCUGCGCCGUGGCAUGAGCUCGGAGCGGGAGACAGCAAAGAGGAAGCAUCUGAGUGACUUGGUGCCCUCAAAGGAUCAGGAGAUCAAGGGCCUUAGCUAUCGGAAGGUCAUUUUCUUGCAGUCGGCGUACCUAGUGGAGAGCCUCCGAGCAGACUCUGGCGACUGCACGAAGGUACUCUCUUAUUUCCUGGAGCCCAGCAUGCGCCGCGGAGACGUCAGCAGCACGAUGGAGGGUAUUGCCACUGCGGUGCUUGAAAACUGUCUCGAGGCCGAAACAGACCUUUACGCUCCCCGCUCCUGUUUUACUUCGACACUUGGCGGCGUCUCCGUUGAGGUCUCCGAUGACUAUGACUUCCGGCGUAAGACUCUCGACAAUCUCCACCGCAAGGCUAAGGCUUGGGUUUCGGGAGUCAUUGGCCUUGCCCCAUUGGACGUAAAGGGCCAACUCCAGACAUACCUGUCAGAAUUCAAUGACGAGGGCGCGUACGGCCACAUUUCCCUAGGUCGCUCGUUUGCACUUGAAAUGUCCUCCGUCAUUCCCUCCACAGACCAGAGGUUGCAGUCUUUGGACUUGGUGGGAGCCUGCAACAUCAACACGGCUUCAGACUUUGUCGCACAAUACACGACGCGUCAAGAGUACCGCUACGGAGAAACUCUACCUGAUCGCGGCACUGAACUGGUGAGUUUCAUGCACUUGAACCGUAGGGCCUCCUUUGUGCAGUCCUCAGUGUCAUCCGCCUCGGAGAGCAACAAUGCGGCCACCGCCCUUGCCCACGUUGAAGCGCGGCUCCGGAGCAAGAAGUCAACUCCACUUUCCGAGGUUAGGGAUAUACUUCGACGAGCUGCCGCUUUGCUCUGUCGUAGCAGUCGCGAUGAGUCUGAUGUCGUUCACUACUUGGUCAGCAUUCCUUUUGCCAUGUUUACGAAGGAAUCCACCAAACUCGGUGUUUCGCUGUGGCUUGGUGUCAUGAACGAGAAUCCCCGUCUCGAGCCCCGUCUCCUUUCUGAGAUUGCCCAGCAGUGGGAGCUUUCCAUCCAGCGAAGGCUCGGGCUCUUCAGUCGAACCGUCACUCAUCCUGACCCCUUCUUCCUGCGCGGAGAAUCGGCGCCAAGCGAUCUCGAAGGCAUUGCCAAACAGAGACACCACGUCCAUAAUCUGUUGUCGCCGCACAUGCGCCUGAUGCAGUUUUUCGCCAGCCACUUCAACGCUACGCGCCUUGGCAGCCCCGAUGUCCAGAAGAUCUUUUUGCGAAUUCUCGAUAUCACCCUUGAUGCCAUUCUUACAGCAACACCGCACCCGGUGGCCCGCGAGUUGAGAUAUCAGAUUGUCCUUUUCGGAUUAAAGGUCAUCCGCGUCUGCACAACCAUUGGGGCAGUGGCCCUGGGGCGUCUGAAAGAAAAGUUGCUAUCAGCCGGACUGAGCUGGUUCAGGGCCGCGCCGCGUUGGUCCUUUGGCAGCAACAUCCUCCAGCUGAAGACUGAACUUCGAUUGCUGUCUGACGUUGUCGUCUCCUUGAAGCAGGUUGAUGCUAUUGGUGCUCCGGCCGGAGGCAACCUCAAGUCGCUCAAGGCUAAGACGCAGCUAUUGUUGCUACUGAUUGAGAACGAGCACACGCGACUCUCUGUCUGGGUUCAUCCGCUUGAGCCACACAAAGCACACACCCUGAGUCAUGCUGCGCCAAAGACGGCGCUCGAGAACUCUUUGGUUCCUUUAGUCAGAACAGCAUGGGCAGAGGAUCCGUCCAUCGCCAUUGAACUUGUGUCAAGGUUUCAGAUUCCUCGUCUGCAUCAGGAAGUGCGCUGGCUUCUCCUCAAUUUUCCAGCCAAAGCGGUGUCUGAACCUGAGGCACUCCCUAUUCUCUUGGGUGGUACAUUGCCGAACGAUGUCAGCUUCCAGCUCAAGUACCUGCUUCUCUGGGCACCGGUGAAUCCGAUCACGGCAGCCACCUAUUUCUCCCCUACCUAUCGCAGCAACCCAUACUUGACUCAAUACGCCAUGAAGGCACUUGAGUCUCACUCGAGCGAGGUUACCUUCUUCUACAUUCCUCAGAUUGUACAGGCACUUCGCUACGAUGCUCUGGGUUACGUUGAGCGGUAUAUUCUGGAGACUGCAAAGUUCUCUCAACUAUUCGCUCAUCAGAUCAUUUGGAAUAUGAAGGCGAACGCCUACAAGGACGAUAGCGGCACCAUUCCUGAUGCCAUCAAACCCACCCUGGACACGGUUCAGGAGAAGAUGGUGGCCAACUUCAGUGACGCUGACCGCGACUUUUACCUGCGCGAGUUUGCCUUCUUCGAUGAGGUGACCAGUAUAUCGGGCAAGCUUAAGCCAUUCAUCAGCCGGCCGAAGCCGGAGAAGGCGCAGAAGAUCGAGGAGGAGCUCCGCAAGAUCAAGGUAGACGUGGGCGUGUACUUGCCCAUCAGCUCAGAUGGCGUUGUCAUUGGCAUCGACCGCAAGUCGGGCAAACCCCUGCAGAGCCAUGCCAAGGCGCCGUACAUGGCAACUUUCCGUGUCAAGAAAGCGAAGAAGUCCAUUGCCGUUGAUGGCGAAGAAUUGGUCGAAGAGGUUGGCAAGCAAGCUGCUCAACACCAGGACAGCCAGACAGUCGAAGUGUGGCAGUCGGUCAUUUUCAAGGUCGGCGACGAUUGCCGACAGGAUGUUCUCGCGCUGCAGAUGAUCGCCGCAUUUCGAGGCAUCUUCCAGAGCGUGGGCCUCGACGUCUAUGUGUUCCCCAACCGCGUCACAGCGACGGCGCCGGGUUGCGGUGUCAUUGAGGUGCUCCCCAAUUCGGUGUCGCGCGACAUGCUUGGCCGCGAGGCAGUCAACGGUCUGUACGACUACUUCAUCUCCAAGUACGGCAACGAGGACUCGCUCCGCUACCAAAAGGCGCGCACCAACUUCGUCAAGAGCAUGGCGGCCUACUCCGUCAUCUCGUUCCUCCUGCAGUUCAAGGACCGCCACAACGGCAACAUUAUGAUCGACGACGCGGGCCACAUCCUGCACAUUGAUUUCGGCUUCUGCUUUGACAUUGCGCCGGGCGGCAUCAAGUUUGAGCGUGCCCCCUUCAAGCUGACCACCGAGAUGAUGGCCGUCAUGGGCGGCGCCGACCACCAGGCCUUCAAGUGGUUCGAGGAACUGACGGUCAAGUCCUUCCUCGCGAGCCGGCAGUACUGUGAGAAGCUCAGCCAGAUCGUCCUGCUCAUGAUGGACAGCGGGCUGCCGUGCUUCAAGCCCGAGACGGUCAAGCACUUUAAGCAGCGGUUCGUGCUCGAGAAGAGCGAGCGCGAGGCGGCCGAGUUUAUGAAGGACCUCAUCAAGAAGAGCGCCGGCAGCUACUCGACGGGUGUAUACGACCAGUUCCAGCUGCUGACCAACGGGAUUCCCUACUGAUGGAGGAGAUGGAUGGACAUGGUUUCAUGUGCGGCUUACACUGCAUUUACUACAAUACAUAUUUAGAUGGUAUGCCUACAGCCUCGACUUAUCCUG
Molecule: messenger RNA, 5676 nt
Organism: Verticillium dahliae VdLs.17
Lineage: Eukaryota; Fungi; Ascomycota; Sordariomycetes; Glomerellales; Plectosphaerellaceae
Product: phosphatidylinositol 4-kinase STT4
Exons: 8
Coding region: 1-5580 (1859 amino acids)
Biological process (GO): phosphatidylinositol-mediated signaling; phosphatidylinositol phosphate biosynthetic process
Cellular component (GO): plasma membrane; cytoplasm
Molecular function (GO): 1-phosphatidylinositol 4-kinase activity
Source: RefSeq, a predicted model, not a curated record